Molecule: messenger RNA, 1952 nt
Organism: Magnolia sinica
Lineage: Eukaryota; Viridiplantae; Streptophyta; Magnoliopsida; Magnoliales; Magnoliaceae
Product: GDSL esterase/lipase At1g71250-like
Exons: 4
Coding region: 480-1673 (397 amino acids)
Molecular function (GO): hydrolase activity, acting on ester bonds
Source: RefSeq, a predicted model, not a curated record
CUCUACCAUAUUCGGGACUGUCCAUCUGGUGGGCCUAUGAUGGAUGGCCUAUCCUUCACAAAUCAAACCUAUCAGAAAAUCACUGUAAUAGGUUUCGUUCACUUGCACAGAAUCUCGACAAUCAAGCAUUUUCGUUUCCCACCAAUCGUUUUAAGACCAAGGAUUCAAUGGAUAGGAUCAUCAGAUCUAUGCUUAUUUUUUUACCAUCGAUCAUAAAAUGCAGGAGCAACGAGAUGGACAGUCCCGAUUGAUAAAUCCACCUGCCAGGUAUACUGUAAAGGGAUGGUUCUACCGUAUUCACGGAUCUGCUGGCUGUACUGUAUCAUCUCUGUUGAAUUACCAUUAUGCCCUUAACCCAUUCCCCAUCAACAGGGCUAUUUACGUAAUUCCCUUUAAAUACGAAUUAGGCUUUGUUUCCCUCCUAACAUCUAACAGAAAUCAAGAAACAGAGCAAAAGAAUAAAAAGAAAACAACAGAAAAUGAGAAAAUCCAAAGAAAACGAGAAUUCCGUUCUCAGAAGCUUCCAAGAGAGAAAGGAGAUGGAAAGAAGGUUCUCCAAGCUUCUCCUUCUCUUCGCCCUUGCCGUCUUCUCCACUGUUCUCAGGCGAAUUACGAUCCUACCCUCUGUCGAAGGCCAAUCGUCGGGAUCCCCUGUCUCCGCGUUCUUCAUCCUCGGGGACUCUUCCGUCAAUUGCGGUGAUAACUUCUUCUUCUACCCUUACCUACCUCGAAAUUCUUCGUCGUAUCUCUGCAAUACAUCCGAUCGACGGCUUAUACCGGAUUUUCUUGCUGAGAAAAUGGGAUUGCCGAUGGUCCCCUCAUUCUACAGUCAGAAUCGGACGCUCGAGGGCUUGUUGGGUGGUCUCAAUUUCGGGUCAUCUCCGGCCACGAUCAUGAAUUGGGGUGGGGCGAUCUACCAGGGCCUGAACCAGCAGCUGGGGCAGGCAUUCGAGACGCUCCAGCUUCUACAGCUGCAACUGGGCAUAGAGAAGGCCAGAGAGGUGGCCCAGUCAUCUCUCUUCUACCUAUCGAUCGGUAAAGAUGACUACAUCGAGUUCUUGCGCGAUCCGGACGGCAUCAGAGAACGACACGGCCCGCAUAAGUUCGCACGGAUGCUCGUGAAUCAGGUGACCCGGGUGGUGAAGGACCUUUACAAUGCAAACGUGAGGAAGAUCAUAUGCAUGGGAAUAGAGCCUUUGGGUUGCACCCCUCGCAGCCUAUGGCAAGCCUGCAAUGCCACCACUUGCGCCCACGAUCGCUGCAUUGACACGAUCAACGGUCUGAUCGUAGAGUAUAACACGAUGCUCUCGAUGGACCUCCUCGGCCUGAACCAGCAGUUGCCCAAUGCCCAGAUUGUCUUCUGCGAUCUCUACCGUGGGAUGAUGGCCAUGAUCAUGGACCCAAAGAGCUACGGAUUCGAUGAUGUGAGUAGCGCUUGCUGUGGUUUAGGUAGGUACGGUGGCAGGGUAGGCUGCGUUUCGCGACAGUUGGCAUGUGGCGAGCGUGCGAGACACGUGUGGUGGGACCUGUACAACCCUACUGAAGCUGCCAACCAACUGCUUGCGGAUUGGAUGUGGUCUGGGUCUUCACUGGACAUCUGCCAUCCAAUCACCGUCCAACAGCUGGCAUCCGCGCCAGCUCGGACGGUUGCCAGGACGCCAUGUCAUCAGUGACCCGAAUGUGGGCCUUUUCCGCCUCCUCUUUUGGUUGCUUGUAUCUUGACAGGGACAGCCUCCGUAGUGCCGUUGGUUUUUUUUUUUUCAGAGUCGUGCAAAUGGUUGGGGCCCACAUGAAGAGAUGGCCUCAGAAUAUCUGAACGGCGUACGUUAUGGUAACCAUUUUGAACGAUUUAUGCUCCAAUAACCUGGAGAAAGGAAAAUUCAUGACCGUUGAUUUGUGGGGUUUGAUGUCAACCAUUAAAGUUUUAUUUUCAAUGGUGAGAAUCAUCCGUU